GCUUAUUUUUAGCAAACACUUCUCGAUGCCAGUUGUGCAAUGGUGUAGCAUUGAAAGGCAGUGUGAAGAAUCAACAAAGAAAGGACUUACUUUUAUGCUUUUUUGAGCAGAAUUUUAGUUACUGGGACAACGAAGAAUGGGACAGCUUUGAAAGCCUCAGAAAGGACAUGAUUUUGGCCGAGCAGAUGUCCACAGUAGCUUCACAGCAUUACACUGGGCUCAGACAAGCUCUUUAGGAAGCGCAAGACGUACAGAAGAACCAGUAGUUGUAGCCCAGCCUCUCUGAGCCUUCAGAAUGACUAAAGAAGAAGAGACCUCAGAAUGGGUGGGUGGACAGGAGUUCUAUGACAAAUAUGAACCCAAAGAGAUCCUUGGAAGAGGGGUGAGCAGUGUGGUUCGUCGCUGUGUGGAUAAGCGAACCAGCCAGGAGUAUGCAGUAAAGAUCAUAGACAUCACACCAUCAGACAAAAUGACCCCUCAGGAGAUACAAGAGAUUCAAGAGGCCACCGUUAAAGAGAUUGACAUUCUCCAAAAAGUCUCUGGACAAAAGAACAUAAUACAGCUGAAGGACUGCUUUGAGUCGAAGGCCUUCUUCUUUUUAGUUUUUGACUUGAUGAAGAAAGGAGAAUUGUUUGAUUACCUCACAGAGAAAGUGACUCUGAGUGAGAAAGAGACACGUAAGAUCAUGCAUGCUCUUCUGGAGGUGGUGCAGUUCCUGCAUGCCCAAAACAUAGUCCACAGGGACCUGAAGCCAGAGAACAUCCUGCUGGAUGAUGAUAUGCACAUUAAGCUGACAGACUUCGGCUUCUCUGUCCAGAUAGAGCCAGGACAGAGGAUGAAUGAGGUUUGCGGGACCCCAGGCUUCUUAGCUCCUGAGAUCAUUGAGUGCUCCAUGGAUCCCAAACAUGCAGGCUACGGGCUUGCUGUUGACCUCUGGAGCGCUGGGGUGAUUAUGUACACUCUGUUGGCUGGGUCGCCUCCAUUCUGGCACAGGAAGCAGAUGCUGAUGCUGCGAAUGAUUCUGGCUGGGAAAUACGACUUCAGCUCUCCAGAGUGGGACGACCGCUCAGACACCGUGAAAGACCUGAUUGCCAGGUUACUGGUGGUAGAUCCACAGAGUCGCUACACAGCCACAGAUGCUCUGAAUCAUCCCUUCUUUCAGCAGUAUGAGGUCGCAGAGGUCCGCCACUUCAGUCCUUAUAGGAAGUUUAAGGUUAUCUGCUUGACCGUACUGGCCACUAUGCGCAUCUACUGCAACUACCGUCGCGUCAAACCUGUCAGCAAGGAAGUGAUUUGCAGUGACCCGUAUGCCAUCAAACCAGUGCGGAAGAUGAUUGACGCCUGUGCCUUUAAGAUCUAUGGCCACUGGGUGAAGAAAGGACAGACUCAGAACAGAGCAGCCCUGUUUGAGAACACUCCCAAAUUCAUCCUGCUGUCUAUCGCUGCUGAAGAGAAUGAAAUGGCCCUGAGGACUUUAUGACACAAUCUGUCUUAACAUGACUGUAGUAUCCUAUCAGGACAAAUCAGAAUGCACCAUUACCUCAAGACUAUGAUAAGACAGAACAAUACAUGCAGCAGAUUUCAAAGAAGAAAUCAGCAAUCAGAGAAUGACAAACAGAUCUAAAGUGAUUUCAUACAAACGUUGCAGUGGUAGGACUAGAACUACCCUAGGCUGGGUUAAGUUAAAGGGGGACUCACACAGAUUUUUCCAAAUUUCUGCAGCAAUAUAUAGUUAAGAUGUAAACAAAGUCACUCAGCGUGGUUUAAUGUUAAAUGUUCCAUUCUAGAGAAACGUGCAGAGUUAGAAUUGUUCACAGUAGUGAUGAUGGGACUAAAAUAAAGACUAUAUAUACAUAUAAAAGCAAAGAUGACUUGUUUAGGUUCACUCGUUGCUUUUGAUGGCAAAUAUUUGCUUUGCAGACACUAAGAUCCCUGGUUUCUAUCGCUACCAUUGUAAAUAAAUCUGAGGUGGUACAUUUCUCUACUAUGUACCAUUUUACAAGAAAACACUUUGUUUACAUCACAACGAUUAAAUGAUGCAGAGAUUUUGAACAAUCAGUGGAAUUUCUGGUUAACAUGACAGAGGAUAUUGUAUUGAAAUACACUGCUCAGCCACUAGGGGGCACCAACUCACACAAAAUACUUUUAAAGCCUGAAAAUCAUUGCAGGCCAGUCAGUCAAAAAUGCUACUAAUGCUAACAGUGAAGGAAAUUAUAUAGCCAACUAUUAGCAUAAAGCCAACGACAUCAUGCUGAUCAGUGGCUACUAAAUCCUGUACAUUAUUAGCCACGUUAGUAUAUUCGGUCUACUUUAAAUUACUUUAAAUGCCGCAACUACAAAAACUUCAAAUAACAAGAAACAGAUAUGCACAGUGCAUGUCUACCAUAUGAUCAGUAAAAUAAGAAUGUGUAGUAAUAUUAGAGCAAUUCCUGUAUGAAUGUAUAGUGCUAUUACAUAACAAAAUGGACAAAAAAAUCCUAAGAAAGAAAGUAUAUGUUAAAAACUUGUCUUUAUUUUCACAGUGUUAAGAGGAAAGAAUUCCGCUAAGCAACGUCUAGUCCUGGUCUCCACAGGAGAUAUGCAUUAUUAAAGCAACAGCGCAUGA
This is a messenger RNA of Colossoma macropomum (tambaqui), 2605 nucleotides long. It is a transcript of the gene phkg1b, whose product is annotated as phosphorylase kinase, gamma 1b (muscle). Gene Ontology annotation, molecular function: phosphorylase kinase activity; ATP binding; calmodulin binding. The transcript is spliced from 10 exons. Gene Ontology annotation, biological process: protein phosphorylation; glycogen biosynthetic process. Gene Ontology annotation, cellular component: phosphorylase kinase complex. Lineage: Eukaryota; Metazoa; Chordata; Actinopteri; Characiformes; Serrasalmidae. The coding region runs from base 296 to 1480 and encodes 394 amino acids. The record is from RefSeq and is a predicted model, not a curated record.